GUUUCAAGAGGUUUUCUCGUGUAUCCGCCAUCCUUGUAGCUCUUUGCAGAAGGGCACGAAGAGGCCGAAACAAGGGUGCCAGGUGUAGUAAGAACUUGGCACUUCAUCCUUUAAACAUGCUGUCCAGGCUCGUCAUUGUCUCAGCCAGCGCCCUGAAAGGCAGCGGCCCCCUUGGAGCUGGUCUGGUCCAGGCUUCUCGCUCCCUGCACACAACAUCCCAGAGUCUGGCCCCACUGCCACCUCUGCCAGAGAAGGGAGGCAAAGUCCGUCAUGGCAUUAUCCCAGAGGAGCUUUUCCAGCUCCUGUAUCCCAAAACUGGAGUCACAGGACCCUACAUGCUGGGCACUGGCCUCCUCCUCUACAUGCUUUCAAAGGAAAUUUAUGUCAUCAACCAUGAGACCUUUGCUGCCGCCUCCAUAGGCGCCGUCAUCAUCUAUGGCGUCAAGAAAUUUGGUCCAAGUGUUUCAGCUUUUGCUGACAAACUGAACGAGGAAAAAGUGGCCAAGGCUCAGGAGGUGAAGGACGUUGCGAUGGCCAGCCUGGCUCAGGCAAUUGAGGAUGAGAAGAAGGAACAGUGGAGAGCAGAGGGAAGAUCACUGCUCUUUGACGCAAAGAGGAACAAUGUGGCCAUGCUGCUGGAGACUAACUACAGAGAGAGGUUACACAUGGUGACCAGUGAGGUAAAGAGGCGCUUGGACUACCAGAUCGGCCUGCAGGACCUCCACCGCCGGAUGGAGCAGGAGCACAUGGUCAACUGGGUGGAGAAGAAUGUCGUCGGCAGCAUCACUCCUCAGCAGGAGAAAGAGAGCAUCGCCAAGUGCAUCACAGACUUGAAGGCUCUGGCCAAGGCCACUCAGACUCGAGCUACAGCCUAAACUGUCAAGUCUUCAGAGAAGGCGGCUCUAAUUCCCAACUCAUCAACCCAAGACGAGAUGCUCACUUUUCUUUACAGAAUAAACUAUUUCCUCCUUAAAGAUGGUCUCUGUCAAUAUUAUGGGUGUGUACAGUAUUUACACGUCAGCUUAUGGUAAAAUAAAUGGUUCUCUUAUUCAACUUCA
Molecule: messenger RNA, 1058 nt
Organism: Micropterus dolomieu (smallmouth bass)
Lineage: Eukaryota; Metazoa; Chordata; Actinopteri; Centrarchiformes; Centrarchidae
Gene: atp5pb
Product: ATP synthase peripheral stalk-membrane subunit b
Exons: 7
Coding region: 117-875 (252 amino acids)
Biological process (GO): proton motive force-driven ATP synthesis
Molecular function (GO): proton transmembrane transporter activity
Source: RefSeq, a predicted model, not a curated record